AUGGGCCCACCGAAACCCGGCCGUAAAAUUUCACAACAAGCCUUUGACGAAAUGGUGAAGGAAAACAUGGAGGAUCUGGGAAUGGACUCCACCGAAGCCCUACAAGACGCCAUCCAAACUCUCACCCUUCAAGGCGUCGAUCUCUCCGGAAUUAUCACGUGCACUCCGGGAGAGAGCAAUCCGGUGAUGGAAUGUUUGGACAAAUUGAAGCAGCUGAAUGAGAAUUGGUCAGAUCGAAAUCAGGCUAAAGACGAGAAUGCAGUGAAUGAAAUUGUGGAGUUAUUGGUAGAAUUGAAUGAUAUGUGCAAGGAUAAAGGAUCUGGGAAUGCGGCGAUUGCAACAAAAAAUGGUGGGAUAGAAUUAGUGAUUUCAGUUUGUACGAAGAUUCGGGCUGGGUUUGAUCGGGGUUUAGUCACCGGUUUGAAGACCAUUGCUUCUUUACUUCAUGAUCUUCAAAGUACUGAAAUAUUUAGGGAGAGUGGUGGCCCAAAUAUUGUGGUAGAUAUCUUAUGUGAUGGAAGACAAGAUGUAAGCAUCUUAGAUAGUGGUUUUUCAGUUGUAGCUGCGGCGUCAACUGGUAACGAGGUUAUCAAAGAAUCAUUCAUGGAAUUGAAAAUCGAUGAGCUAAUAGUCCAAACUUUGAAAGAACACAAUGGGGGUAGCAUUCCAAAUGCAUACAAUGCAAUAUGUAUCCUCUUAACAUCCGAUGACAAUCGUGUAGUGGCCUCUCAGGUUUUUGGUUAUGCUCGAAAAUUUGCAAAAUUAGGAAUCGCGGAAGUUCUCGUGGACUCACUCCAAGAAGGGAUCAAUUCACUCAGCCUGGUAUCAGCCAGCAUCGCUUUGAAGGCUGUUGCUGUCAAUGAUGAGAUUUGCAGAUCAGUCGCUAAUCAUGGGGGUUUAGACGCUAUUCUGCACUGUAUUGACAAUAGUGGUGUGCAGUGCAACAAUACUGUGGCUAUAGCUUGCUGCUCAUUGUUGUCUAAGUUGGCAGGAAGUGAUGUGAACAAGUGUGCUAUUGUUGAAAAGAAAGGCAUGGAUAGGCUUAUCAAACUAUCAUCAAGAUUCUCUGAUGAUCCUUCAGUGUUACAAGAGGUCAUGUCCACUAUAUCCAUACUGUGUUUAAGGUCCCCAGAAAAUGCUGCCUGCGCUAUUGAAUCUGGAGCAGGAGACCUUGCUAUUCAAGCUAUGCAGAGGUUCCCAGAUUCAGACCAACUGCAAAGGAUCUCUUGUUUCAUGAUUAGGAACCUUGUGGUCAGGAAUCCAGAGAACAGAACUCUUUUGCUCGGGAAUGGCAUUGAGGCACUCCUCAGAAAGGCAAAGGGAAGUCACAAGAGCUGCAAAAAUGCUGCCACUGAUGCUCUCAGAGAUCUAGGACUUGAUAAUUACAACUUAUAA
Fraxinus pennsylvanica is the source of this 1395-nucleotide messenger RNA. Lineage: Eukaryota; Viridiplantae; Streptophyta; Magnoliopsida; Lamiales; Oleaceae. The record is from the annotation of a GenBank genome assembly.